AUGCCUCCAGCCGGUGAUUGGAUGCGCACUCAAGACCCAUCAAGCUCGCCCAACACGGCGCAGCGAUCUAAUUCACACCACGCGGCACUCACCGUGGAGAACGACGACGAUUCAUACACUGCUCCUCCUCCUCACUCACCAAGCUCGGCCUCUUCCUCGAGCGCACCCUUUGCUCUUCCCUCUCCCUCAUCCUACCCACCACCUUUCUCAUCCCUUUACUCCAACCCGGACGACGACGAGGGGCUCGAUCGCACCCAGGCAUCCGUCACAGAAUCUGGUGGUUCACCAUUUAUCCCAGCAUUCGCUCCAGCACCCCCAUUCAAAGAAACCUCCCCCUCGCCUGCGCAAUCGCCUGUUGUCUUAGAUACCAAAGCCGCACUUUCGCGGGAUAAGACAGGAGAAGCAUCGGGCAAAGGCCUAGACGACGGAGAGCCGCCACCGCCGUAUACUGAAGGGUAUUCACCGCUCCAGUCCUUUACCUACGUCAUGGCCGCGGCCGGAGGAGCUGCGUCUAUAAUUACGCAGGUACAGCAGACAGGUGGAGGCCCAUUGAAUACACUUGGAGAUAUUGGGGGCGAUGAGCAUAUCACGUUAGAUUUACGUGGUACUCGGUUUACGCUGUCGCGCGAUGAACUACUCACUCUACCAGAAUUCGUUCUUCUUUCCUUAUUCCCGAAUGGUCUCCUUCCUGAUGGACAUAUGGGGACAUUCCAUGAAGGCGAUGUAUACCCCGUCGACUACGACCCCGCCUCUCUUCAAUACAUGCUAGAUUUUUUCCGCUCUGUAGCGCAAUCGAUUCCUUCAUCCUCGCCGUCCCCAACCACGUCCCCUGAAGGAGAUUACGCUAUCGAUCCAAUGCAUGGGUCUCCAAGGGAUAUGCUGCGGGAUCGCGCGGGCAUCAUUGUGCUUCGCGAAGACCUUGACUUCUACGCAAUCCCGCCCGUAGUCGAUAUUGACCACCCGGAAAUGAUCGAGGUGAAGCGAGCUGCCGGAAGAGCCUUGUUGAAACAAGAUGGGAUCUUCUCAGGACUCCGAAAAAGCGAUGAACCCGGAUCGACUGAGCAGCAUCUCAUUGAGAUGUUAACCGCUGGCGGUUUCAACCAUGAUGAUCGAUGGGGCCACCGUGCCGGCGAACCGAACAAAGCUGUAAUUUGUAGUUUGGCACUGGCGAAGCUCCGGGCUGAUAUACGAGGCGACUUAACCAAUAAUAGCCCCUUCGGGAUGGAGCAGAAACUUCUCCUUUUCUGGCGGAAGCCGGCGCGAAGGUGCUGGUGGGAAGGUGUGGAGCUUGAGGGCGUGGAGGGAGUCGAGGGGAAGCUCAAGGUUUGGAUUCGGAGAGUGUGGACGCUUGAAAUGAGCGUCAUUGGACUGCGUUGA
Blastomyces gilchristii SLH14081 is the source of this 1377-nucleotide messenger RNA. RefSeq names its product dipeptidyl-peptidase III. The transcript is spliced from 7 exons. Gene Ontology annotation, cellular component: nucleus. Gene Ontology annotation, molecular function: RNA binding. The record is from RefSeq and is a predicted model, not a curated record. NCBI's taxonomy places the organism in Eukaryota, Fungi, Ascomycota, Eurotiomycetes, Onygenales, Ajellomycetaceae. Bases 1 to 1377 code for a protein of 458 amino acids.